Schizosaccharomyces cryophilus OY26 is the source of this 2296-nucleotide messenger RNA. RefSeq lists its product as uncharacterized. The coding region runs from base 114 to 422 and encodes 102 amino acids. Lineage: Eukaryota; Fungi; Ascomycota; Schizosaccharomycetes; Schizosaccharomycetales; Schizosaccharomycetaceae. The record is from RefSeq and is a predicted model, not a curated record. The transcript has a single exon.
UGAACUGGCGGUGGUUGCUUUGAGUAUCGUUUUUUCCCUCCCCUUCUGACUUUCAACACCAAAGUGAAUCCUCCAUCAAAGAACCACUUCAAUUAUAAAGCAGCGGACUCAACAUGUUUCAGCCACGAGUUGUGUACGAUUAUCGGCAACCUGAAGACAAUUCAUACGAGGGUGUCAACCAAGAAAUAACACGCUGGAAUUUUAGACUGUUUCUGCAUAUUUGCUGUCUUUUAUCCAUAUGCUUUGUUAGCGGAGUACUGUCAAUCUUGAAAUGCCAUAGCAAACCAGAUCUAGUCGUAUGGUUUCAUUCUAUUUGCUAUAUUUUGUGGCUCAUGUCUUUUAUUAAUUUGCAAAUCCAAGACGUUUCUUCAAAGUUUCUACCACGGGAAAAGCAAGAAGAACAAAGAAGAGGACGGGACUGAUGAGAAAAACAAAGAUUUGAAUGGCAGCAGUAUCUGUCAAAUAAUAGUAAACGUUCGUCCUAAGUCUCACCCUCAGGAAAGUCAAUCUUUACCUGAAUAUCCUAGGACGAUAGGAAAAAGCGACUCAAAAAUGAUCGUUUUCGCGUCUACUCGUGAGGUUACCAACCGAGUCUUCUUUUUGUUCUCAAAUACAGUCCACAGCUACAUGAAAACCGCCCUAAAAGUAGCAUACAUAAUUUAAUAACUAAAAGCAUCAAAAACAAAAAAGUCGUCGCUAGAGUUUUCUACUGCAUGCAAUCUGGUUUUCCCAUAUAGUACAUAUAUAUCGAAUUUGGGGCGUUUAUUUUAUCAAUCAAGGAGCUUUCCCAUCAGUUUGUCACGAAAUCAUCUAGGAUAAUGAGCUCGCGUAUAUACACCUUCCACGACAUUUGUCUUCAACGAUUCAAUUCCAUGCGCUUAAGGAUUCUUGGAUUGUCCCCCUCCUAUAGACCCAGUCGAGUUUCUAUAAUUAUAAACUUAAUCUUUUAUAAAGUAUAUACGACCCUAAAGAGUAUAUUGCUUUAUGGACUAACGCAAACAAAGAAGGAAGGAAUAAACGGAGAAAUUAAAUUCUGACGAUUGGUAAAAUACAUACAUUCAUGAAUUACAGUGAGCCUAAAUAAAGGCUACAUACCCUAACUGUUCCUAAAACUUCAGUUAGGAAGAAUUUGCUGGCAGAGCUAAUAGAUUUGCUUUACUUCAUUGGUUUUGCCAGAAACGUUUUAGGUAUAUCUCUCCAGACGUUUAGUAAUAAGUUGUUAAUCAAAUUCAACACCGAAGCAAUUAACCUAUUCUAUCCCACUUAUAUCAAAUUUUUUUUACCGAUAUAAUGUCGCUACUAUUUUUUAGGCUACAAUUUAGGUCGCAGAAUCGUUGGUAUGAUAUUGACAAGCAAAAUGUCACUUACAUUUGUACCAACCUUCGUUUCACAUUCAUUCACUAAUUCGGUAUUGAAAAAUGAAGUAUGGAUAAGACAAUUUACAAAAGCCAUGGGGAUUAGUGCUCACAGAAUGAAGACGGCAGUAGCGGUCACUGGAACAUGAACGACGACGCAAUCAUAUUUCCACAACUUUGACUGAUUUCUUGAGACGCAUUGACCAUAAAUACUUUAUGUACUAUGAGAACUUAUACUUUAUCGGUUAUUUUGUUGUUUUAUCGUCCUUUUGGUAUUUCUGUUCAUUUUUUCUUCACAAAUGUGACCUUCCAGGUAACAUUUUUCAUGUAACAUAAUCUUUGAUUGUCUCAUUCUCUAGGAAAAUUGUAAAAUAUGCAAACAUGCUUUCCUACUUUGAUUUCUUUUAUAAAAAAGAAAUGAAAAGAAAAGAGACGAGAAGAGAAAGGAUUAUGGUGAUGGUUUUACAACUUUUCAGCGAUGCGUCUUGCAUUAUGUUUCCUGGGUGGGAUAUAUAUAUUCAUUGUUUGACGGAUAUAUAAAUCGAAAAUAACCUUUUUGGUACCUUUACUGCAGUGUUCACGUUCCCUGGGUGAAUAACAAACAAGCAUAGUCAUAAGUUAUAAAAGCACAAUCAUAUUCGCUCCCUCCAAUGUAGUAUUGGAUAUUUGAAGUAGCCUUAGAUGAGUAUCUUAUACUGAAAUCCUCUUGGUUUGGCAAAAGCUUUGGGUUCCUUCUAAAAUGUUGUACAAACUUAUAAUACAAAAGUUCCUUGCGAAAGGAAAGCCAUAUCGGUCCUUUCAUUACUUUGUUCGUUUAUUAGCAAAGGUAAAUUAGCUCCAUGCCAUAUUGGUUUUACUAUUUUGCAAAUAAUCUACUCUGGAAUAAUAAACAGACAACAAUUUAUAAGAGGAAGAAAAGUAAGGAAUUCCUUUAAACAAAC